Molecule: messenger RNA, 765 nt
Organism: Drechmeria coniospora
Lineage: Eukaryota; Fungi; Ascomycota; Sordariomycetes; Hypocreales; Ophiocordycipitaceae
Product: 37S ribosomal protein S18
Exons: 3
Coding region: 1-765 (254 amino acids)
Biological process (GO): translation
Cellular component (GO): ribosome
Molecular function (GO): structural constituent of ribosome
Source: RefSeq, a predicted model, not a curated record
AUGGCAAUGCCGCCGCGACCUCCGGCCAUCGGCACGUGGGGGGCAUUCUCCUCGAAGCCGGCCGCCCUCUUCCGCGCAUUCUCCUCUACCCGUUCGGCGAGCGACCCUCCCCGAGAGCCACCAUCCUUCCACGCAGCCCAUGCUGGCCAACGGGUCGUCACCCCCGCGCCGCCCGCCCGCGCUCCGUCGUCGACCAGCGGCCUCCUCUCGAUAGGAAACGACAACAAUGACCGGUACAGGCGCAGGAACGGCUCCGAAGGUCCCGACGGCGCCCGCUCCCAGCGAGGCGAUGCCGCCAGCCGUCUCCUCAGCCGCUACAAGGGCCACGCCGAAAAUGCGCUCAAGGCCAAGCAGGCGCAGCUUGAGCUCCUCCGUAACCAGAAGAACUCGAAUGACUACCUGAAGCAGAUGCCCCGGCGCUGGACGGCCGGUGAUGUCUAUUCACCCCACGACCUUAGCCCCGUCGAGAUGCAGAAGUGGCGGCGGAGAUCGAAACGGAACAACGACGUCGUCGAUGCCUUGGGCAUUCGGCCGCUCGACAUGUACAAGAACUUUUCUCUCAUCCAGGAAUUCACAUCCACCUCUGGCCAGAUCCUGCACUCGUCCAACACGGGCCUCAGACCCGUCAACCAGCGCAAGAUUGCCAAGAUGAUCCGCCGCGUCCAGGGUAUGGGCAUAUACCCUACCAUCCACGAUCACCCCGAGAUGAUCAGGGACGAUUUCUUCCCCGAGCGGAGAGGCAGCCUCGGUAACCUCAUCAUCUAG